Messenger RNA from Uranotaenia lowii, 2430 nucleotides. RefSeq lists its product as uncharacterized. Gene Ontology annotation, molecular function: nucleic acid binding; RNA-DNA hybrid ribonuclease activity. Lineage: Eukaryota; Metazoa; Arthropoda; Insecta; Diptera; Culicidae. The transcript has 4 exons. The record is from RefSeq and is a predicted model, not a curated record. Bases 1 to 2430 code for a protein of 809 amino acids.
AUGGUUCCUGACGCCGCCGCCAAAUACAUUCCCCGCACGACCGGAAAACCAGUCCUUUGGAACAAAAUCAAAGUCCUCCAUGGUGAACCCCGAAAAAACCAAUACCACCUUCUUUUAAAUCGGCACUACACAAACGACCCCUCCCUGCUCGCUGAAGCCCUCUCCAAACACUUCACUUCAAUUCCCCCAACCAUCAAUAAUCUCAACCCCGUUACCCAAAACUCACUCCCUAACCAAAACAUCUCCCCUUCCACCAUUUCUCCCCCCUCAAGUAAUCAACCUUUCAAUUCUGACUUCACUCCCGAAGAGCUCUACUCCGCCCUUCACAAGGUCAAAGGUCUGUCUUCCGGCCCCGACGACAUAGGAUAUCCACACCUUAAAAAUUUGUCCCCUCUUGCAAAAACUACAUUCCUAAAAAUUAUUAACAACAUAUGGAAUGAAGGAGCUAUUCCCGAUCCCUGGAAGCGUGGGCUGGUAAUCCCGAUUCCCAAACCACAAAAAGACCCUUGUAACAUCGACAGCUAUCGUCCGAUUACUCUCCUUGACUGUGCUGGAAAAAUCAUGGAGAGAAUGGUCAAUCAUCGACUCAAUACCUUCCUUGACCAAAACAACCUGCUGAACAAGCAACAGUUCGCUUUCCGACCUGGGCGAUCUACGGACGACUACCUAUGCCAUUUAGAAAACAUUCUCGACAGCUCUUUGAACCAACAUCAACACAUUGAACUUCUUUCCCUCGACCUCUCUAAGGCCUUUGACAGGGUCAACCAGAACAUCAUCGUCAGCACUCUACGUGAAUGGAAUAUCGGCGGUCGAGUUCCUCAGGGAUCUGUCAUUGCUCCAACACUCUUUCUAAUAGCUAUCAACUCCAUCUUCAAAGUCAUACCCGAUAAUAUAAAAAUACUAAUCUAUGCCGACGACAUACUACUAAUCUCCAUCUCCCCUUUCGCGCGUCUCUCGCGUAAAAGACUGCAAUCAGCUCUCGACCUGGUCGCUGACUGGGCUCCUAGUGUUGGGUUUCAGUUCUCCCCAGAAAAAUCCAAACUACUGCAUCUUGGCCCGAACAGAAAGAAAUUAAAGAAAAUUCCACCCAUCAUCAUGAAAAACGCUAACAACAAAAUCAAUAUACUACGUAUCCUAUCCAAAAAUCCAAGCCUGGCUAAUCGGGAUUCACUCCUACGGUUUUUACACGGAUGGCUUCUCCCAUCUACUCUCUACGGUCUAGGUUUCGUUAGCCGAGCCAGCUCCACCAUUCACGACAAACUUCAACCUCUGUACAACCGGUGCAUCAGGAUCAUCAGCUCUGCUUUUGUUACAAGCCCAACGCUAUCGCUAAUGGCUGAAAGUGGAGAGACCCCUUUCAACUACCUCAUUGCCAAACACCUUACCUCAAAGUCGUUGCGCUGGCUCGCCACUGGAGGAAACACUGAUUCCCCAUUAGUAAUUCGAACCGAUUCCUUACUCCAAGAUCUUGCCAACAUUUCCAUCCCAACCAUCUGUCAAAGAAGACCAACAGCCUUUCGAUAUUGGACUGAAAAGACCCCCCAUAUCGACCUCUCCCUCACCCACUCAAUAAAAGCCGGUCAACACCCUGCAAUAGUGCUUCCCCACUUUCGCAACCUUGUUGAAAAGAAGUACUCCUCGGUUCCACACAUUUACACCGACGGCUCUAAAACCGCCGAUGGCAAAGUUGGCUGCGGUAUCUACGACUCCAUUGACAAUAGAAGCAUUGCCCUGCCCACCGUGUGCUCCGUAUUCAGUUCCGAAGCUUUUGCACUCCUCAACUCCCUUCAAAAUUUCCCCACCCAUUCCAACCCCCCAACAGUCUUCUCCGACUCUGCAAGCGUCCUGAUAGCCGUCUCUGCCGGCAAUAUUAAACAUCCAUGGAUUUCAUCAAUCUCCGAGAUAGCCCUAAUCAAGAAAGCCACCCUCGUUUGGAUACCUGGACAUGUGGGUAUCCCCGGCAAUGAGGCGGCAGACCGCCUGGCAUCCCUUGGUACUAAUAUGAUACCCCCUGAAAUACCCAUUCCACAACAAGACGCAUACCACUACAUUAAAACUCAGCUGGCCCAAGCCUGGGAAAGAAACUGGUACUCCAACCGACAAGCCAAGCUGCGCGAAGUUAAAAACAGUCCCCUAAAGUGGACUGACCGUAUCAACCCCCGAGAAAGAACCGUCAUCACUCGACUUCGGAUUGGUCACACCAGGUUGACCCACUCCUACCUUCUUGAUAAAGAGGAUCCACCAGAGUGCCCUUCGUGCAACUGCAUACUAUCUGUCCGACACAUUCUAACCGAUUGUCUAACCUACUCCCAACAAAGAACCGCCUGCCAACUGAGCGACAGUCUCCGACAAGUAUUGUCUAAUUGUCCCACCGAAGAAGCCAAACUGAUUGACUUCCUAAAAACUACAAAACUGAUAAACGAACUGUAA